This is a messenger RNA of Daucus carota subsp. sativus, 1732 nucleotides long. Its product is annotated as fructokinase-like 1, chloroplastic. Gene Ontology annotation, molecular function: kinase activity. The coding region runs from base 16 to 1551 and encodes 511 amino acids. NCBI's taxonomy places the organism in Eukaryota, Viridiplantae, Streptophyta, Magnoliopsida, Apiales, Apiaceae. The transcript has 2 exons. Gene Ontology annotation, biological process: plastid transcription; chloroplast organization. The record is from RefSeq and is a predicted model, not a curated record. Gene Ontology annotation, cellular component: chloroplast nucleoid.
AGUGUCAGUGAUAAAAUGAACAAAUUUUCAGACAUAUGGAUAAACCCUAGUGGCAAGAUUUUAGGCAUGGCAGCAUCUCAUCUUCUUCUUCUCCCUCACUCAUUUCUUCAGCAAUCUCACUCUCUAAACUUCCACUCUUCUCUAACCCGCUUCAACAUUUCUCCACCCUUCUUUCUCCCCCAAACCCAUCUUUUAAAACCCCUGAAGUACCCUUGUGCUUCCACUAAUUCCACUUCAGACACCUCACCUGAGCCCCCAAAGCGCCGUGGCCGCAAAAAGGCCUCAUCUUCGACACCCAAGAAACCCGGAAGACCCAAGAAGAUACAGCCCCAAGAGAGUAACACAAUUGAGCUGAAUCAAGAAGAUGAAACAAGUGAAUUUGAUGAAGAAAGUGACAAUCUUGAUGAUGAUCUUUCGAUAUUCGAGAAUGAUGUACCGUUAGUUUGUUGUUUUGGGGCUGCACAGAAGGAAUUUGUGCCUACUGUCCGUGUAUCAGAUGAGCAAAUGCACCCGGAUAUCUAUGCUGAUUGGAAGAUGUUGCAGUGGAAUCCACCUGAGUUUGUGAGAGCGCCAGGUGGGCCACCUUCGAAUGUGGCAAUUUCGUUAGUGAGGUUAGGGGGAAGGGCUGCAUUUAUUGGGAAAGUUGGGGAGGAUGAUUUUGGGGAAGAGUUGGUUUUGAUGAUGAAUAAGGAGCAUGUGCAGACUAGAGGUGUUAAGUUUGAUGAGACGGCGAAGACGGGGUGUGCGUAUAUGAAGCUAAAGUUUGAUGACAAGGGGAAGAUGAGGGCGGAGACAGUUAAGGAAUCUGCUGAAGAUUCUUUGCUUAGCUCUGAGUUAAAUCUUCAUGUGCUGAAAGAGGCAAAAAUGUUUCAUUUCAACUCAGAAGUCCUUACAUCUCCUUCUAUGCAUGCAAGUCUGUUCAAGGCAAUAUCAUUGUCCAAAAAGUCUGGUAGCCUAAUAUUUUUCGACUUGAAUCUACCAUUGCCAUUAUGGAAAUCACGUGAUGAGACAAAGAAAGUGAUCAAGAAAGCCUGGGAACAAGCAGAUGUCAUUGAGAUUACUAAACAAGAGCUUGAGUUUCUGCUAGAUGAAGAUCAUUAUGUGAGAAGGAGAAAUUAUCGGCCUCAAUAUUAUGCUGAUGAUUAUGAGCAAACCAAAAACAGGAGAGACUAUUAUCACUAUGCACGCGAGGAAGUCUCUCCAUUGUGGCACCCUGGUUUAAAGUUUUUGUUUGUUACAGAUGGAACACUUCGGAUCCAUUAUUAUUCUCCUACUUUUGACGGUGUUGUGGUUGGAACGGAAGAUGUACUCAUUACCCCUUUCACUUGUGAUAGAACUGGUUCCGGGGACGCUGUUGUGGCUGCUAUAAUGAGAAAGCUGACCACACAGCCUGAGAUGUUCCACGAUCAAGAUGUUUUGGAGAGGCAAAUCCGUUUUGCAAUUGCAGCAGGAAUAAUAUCACAGUGGACAAUAGGUGCAGUAAGAGGUUUCCCGACAGAAAGUGCUGUACAAAAUCUGAAAGAACAGGUUUACGUGCCUUCAAUGUGGUGAAGUGUGUAUCUGUAAAAUAGCAUAUUUGCAACCUGUGUUGUAGAUUAGAACUCUAGUUGAUCAAAAUAUUUAACCUGAUGAGGUUGGAUAAUUUUGUGUUGUAGUAAUCAUUAGUUAAUAGAAACCUUGAUAGGGUUGAUGAAAUUUUUGUGGUAAUGAAUAGCAUAGUACUCUUUCAAUA